Molecule: messenger RNA, 1851 nt
Organism: Tigriopus californicus
Lineage: Eukaryota; Metazoa; Arthropoda; Copepoda; Harpacticoida; Harpacticidae
Product: luciferin 4-monooxygenase-like
Exons: 4
Coding region: 90-1676 (528 amino acids)
Biological process (GO): long-chain fatty acid metabolic process; fatty-acyl-CoA biosynthetic process
Molecular function (GO): long-chain fatty acid-CoA ligase activity
Source: RefSeq, a predicted model, not a curated record
AAUCCCAGAGAGCAUCAGUCACCGCUUCGGACUUCAAGCCUCUUGAGCCUAUCAACUCCUACAUCGCUUCAACCAACUCAAUCAACAUCAUGAGUAUCAUCCAAAACCGAGUCCUCUAUGGUGAAAAACCAUUCACUCCCAUUUGUGUUCCACGGGAGCGGGAUACCUUGAUCCGGCAUGUUUUGGAAGCGGUUCGUCGGAUCUCCGCUGAGGAGCCGGAUCGAAAAUGGAUCACCGAUGUCCUGGACUUUGCCAAUCCCCGCACCCGCUACAUCCGGGAUAUCGAGCCCAUGUCGAUCAAGUUUGCUCAGGCCCUCGUGGCUAGGGGAGUCCAACCUGGUGACGUGGUCCAACUGUACUUGGAAAACAAUGUAGAUUACUUCCUGAUCAUCUUCGCCGGAUGGCUUUGCGGGGCUCGAGUGAGCACUUGCGAUCCCACCAUCAAGGGCAAGGGCAUCCAACAGCAACUGAAGGAUGCACAACCCAAGGUCGUGUUUUGCUGUGAUAGCACCAUCGAAAAAGUGGCUGCCAGCUGGUCGGGCAUGGUGUCCUUCAAUCCCAACAAUUUGAUCCUUUGGAGUGAUGAGAUGUGCCAAAGCUUCUUGGCGACGCCUGACAUGUCUUUGCCCAUCUUGGACAACAGUGUUGACGACACGGCAAUCAUCCUUUGGUCCUCUGGCACCACUGGUGUCCCAAAGGGCAUUGAAUGGACUCAUCGAGGUCUGAUGAAUCUGAUGGAUCCCGUGGACUUUCCUCCGUCCACUUUGUAUGCCACCACCAUGUUCUAUCAUAUCGGUGGCUUCAACAUCCCCAUGAGUUGCUGCAUCUUUGGCAAUUUCCACGCCAUCUUCCACGGAAGCAACUAUGAUGUUCAAAGUGAGGACAUCUACAAAGUGGUCGAUCAAUACCAAGCCAAGUUGUUGCUCUUGGGAUCGCAUCACGCCAUUCGGCUGGCUUCCGAUAGACCCAAUCUUAACUAUGACCUCUCCUCGGUCUUGGCCAUUUCACCUUUGGGAUCUGCUGUUCCAACCACCAUCGGUCAGGAGCUCAAAAUGAGCUUCCCCAACUGCGACAUGAUUUUGUGGUAUUAUGGCUUGACCGAGACCGGUGCUGUGACCAACAACGUCGACAAUACGAGCUUGGGGCCCCUUCGUGAUGGUCGUAUGGUUCGGAUCGUGAACCCCGAGACCAAUCAACUCUUGGGAGCUUAUGAACAUGGCGAGAUCCAGGUCAAAUCCGGCUGCAUGUGUGCUGGAUACUUCAAUCGUCCCGAUUUGACCCGAGCAGCCUUCACCGAGGAUGGAUACUUCCGCACCGGAGAUUUGGGCAGCUAUGAUGAGAACGGCCUUUUGUACUUUCAUGACCGGAUCAAGGACUUGAUCAAGUACAAGAACAUGCAUGUGUACCCUGCCGAUUUGGAAAACAUUAUCCAAUCCCACCAAGACAUCGUGGAAGUGGCCAUCUAUGGCAAGCCCAACCUUUUGACGCAAGAGACCAUUUCGGCCUUGGUUGUGUUGAAGAAAGGCUCAAAUUUGUCGGGAGAGGAGAUCCGAGAGAUGGUCAAUUCUCAAGUGGAGGAUUUCAAGAAAAUUCGAGGAGCCAUCAAUUUUGUGGACAUUCUUCCCCGGAACUUUCAAGGAAAAGUCCUAAGGAAACUACUUCCCGCCAUGUUCUAACUUUAUUCUUAACUCCGAAUCUCUCCUCUUUCGUCUAUCUUAACAUUGUAUCCAGCUCUGCUUUGUACUUGCCAUUCAUUGAUUUGUUGUCACUCACUUGUUUUGUGGCAUCUACUUGUAACUAAUACUUUUUUCUUCUGGUCGGUAUCCUGAAAUAAAAAAAUUCAAGUUGAAA